This is a messenger RNA of Sphaeramia orbicularis (orbiculate cardinalfish), 3002 nucleotides long. Its product is annotated as ankyrin repeat domain-containing protein SOWAHA. Gene Ontology annotation, molecular function: protein binding. The record is from RefSeq and is a predicted model, not a curated record. Bases 268 to 1674 code for a protein of 468 amino acids. Lineage: Eukaryota; Metazoa; Chordata; Actinopteri; Kurtiformes; Apogonidae. The transcript is spliced from 14 exons.
GUGUCCUAUAAUUAGAAGUCCAGGGUGACUGCACAGAGACUGUCCUCCCAGCAGGGAAGAGUGAAAGUGGUGUUGCCGUCACUCUUUAUCACCAACGACGACUAAAAUCUGUGUACACUGGUCCGUUUUUUUUUUUUUUAUGACAUCACCACACAGUCUCCUAUCUGGGUGAAAAAGAUGCUGAUUGUUUGGCGGGAUGAGGUCGAGAGGCAGGGAUUUCCAGCUUUACAGAGCUAAAAUCUAAACCCACAAACCUAAACAAUCAAUAUGAUGGCAGAUACUGCCCAGGAGCUCCAGCGUUCUCCAACUGGGUUGGCACAGGCUGAUCAGGAUCCACCCAAGCCCCAGAUACUCAACAUCAAAGUCCAGGAUCAGACUCCUGAACAUCUCAAACAGGACCAGGAUCAGCAGAGGUUCCAGGCUUGUGCAGAUGAGACUCAAUCUACAAACAGUGAUGUGAGGAGGGAUCAGACAGCACGUCAGCUCGGCUUACCUCAGAACCAGCUGGAAGAAUUAAAUCAAAGUCAAACACAUGCCAAUGAGAACCAAGACGGAACUUUUCCACAAGAAGAAACGCAUCAGCAGCAUCGUCAUCAGCAGUCAGUUAGUUCAGAUCAACAACAGCAGCGUGGGCACAUUCAAGGGGUGGAUGUUCAAAGAGAUCUACGUCAGGAUCAAACCCGAGCCGUGGAUCAGGGAGGAGGCCGAGCGAAGCUGUUAGUUCACCGCACCGACUCCCACCUGGGCCAGGACCCCAAGACUGCCGCAGCCAAUCAGGAGGAGGCUGGGGAGUCAGGUGGCAGCGUCCCAGCACUGGUAAUCACUCAGGCAGAGGAGCUUCGGUCUUCGCCGUUGACUAAACCAAACAGACCUGCAGUGACUCCAAAGGAACCAGUCCAGCCUCAAAAGCCUCAGAGGCCAACAGAUCUGGUGAUCCCUGCAGCAGUGAUGGUGCCCACAGAGCCCUGUCUGAGUUUCAGUAGUGAAGGUGGAGAUAUGACCUGCUCUGACCUUCUGUCUUGGAGGAGCGACUCCAUAUCAUUAGGCAGUGAUCCGACCGUCUCCAGGCGGAGUGAUGGAAGUCAAGAGGAUGAUACUACAAGUGUUGCUGCAUCCUCUGUCAUGUCGCUGUUUCACCGGGUACAGCUGGAUCCACUGGAGAAGGACUGGUUGAGGAGUUCAGCUCUGGGGAACUUGGCUGCUCAACGCCAACUGCUCAUGCAGGAGCCCAGCCUCGUGUUGAAGAAGGAUUUUAUCACUGGGACGGCGCUUCACUGGGCAGCGAAGCAGGGCCGUCAGGAGGCGGUGGACAUGAUGCUUCGCUCCGGUGCCGAUGUCAACGUCAGAUCGCAGCAUGGGGGUUACACAGCCCUCCACCUCGCCUCCAUUCAUGGCCAUCAGCACAUCAUCCUCUCCUUGAUCAACAUUUACAAUGCUAAAACCAACAUAAGAGAUUAUCAUGGGAAGACAGCAGUUCACUACUGGAGCGGCAGCACCGAUAUCUUCAACAAAGUGGAUUCUCAGACAGAUGGAGUAUUUUCCCAGAGAAGACGGACGCAGCGUUACACUCUGCCUUCUUUACUUCUUUCCCGCUCACGAAGCUAUGGACAGAUCAACCUGGAGUUUACAUUAGCUCAGUCUGCCUCUAGUGAUCUGUUGGAACUCCAACUAUGACUUUUACAUUCCUGCCAUCAAUUGUGUCUUUUCUUGUGUCUUUAGCUUCAUAUUUAACAUGUUAGUAGGAUAUUUGUUUUUCCAUAAAUAUUUGUGACCCAAUAGACACACACCAGCAUUUUUAUUUAACAUGGCACUGUAAUAAUUCAAUGGAUUUAAAUGAAAAUAGCCAAAGAAUUAUCCUUUUUCUGUGUAGUUUGUUAUAAAUGGCAGUGUGACUAAAAACCCUACAAGACCAAAAGCUUCUACAGAUCCACAAUCUUCAAUAAAUACUAUCACUAAUCCUAUCAAUAAAUUUAAAUCAUUCAGGUAAAAUGCAGUGUCUUAGCUCAUCAUUCAACACUAAUCUUCUGCAACAUUGAUCCACCAAUAAAACCCAUGUAGUCUGACAAGUAACAGUGGUUGUAGAUAAUUGUUUUUAUGUCCAAUUAAUGAUAGACUUUGUAGAAAAAGUCACUUUUGCCUCAGUUUUGCCUGAUCUGACCCAAUAAUCUGAUCUAACAACCUCUGAAUUUACACUGAGCUUUUAUGAACAUCUACAUGGUCACUCACUUGGAUGUCAGCACAAAAAUAGUAGGUGUUCAAGAGUAAAUCUGUAAGUGUAAAUCUGAUGUAAAACUGCCCUUUAUUUGAAGCUGUUCAUGGAAGACAUUUAGCCAACUAUACUAUUUGUUUUCACUGUUUAAAGGUGCAGAAGCUAAAAUUAGAGGGAAAAACACCAGUCUGAAAAUACACGUCAUCCCCUGCAGCUUCUUCCUCUCACUCCAAAUCAAAUGACUAAAUAUAAAAAUAGAUGAAGUUUCACUCCAUCGUGGAAAAGGAAAAUCACUUCUGUGUGAAGCCACGGAGCAGAGUUAUGUCUUAACACCAAUGUAAUUAAAGCUGCUUCAUGUAGCCUUUUUAUCAGAAAAUACACGUAGCCAAAACCUCCCAUGAUGGAAGAGGUUUUUCACAACCUGGAAAGAAAAAAGUGGUUUUAAGUUUCGUUUCCUGUCAGAACACUUGAAUUACAUCAUACUUAGAGGUAAUUUGACCAAAAUGAUGCCAAAAAAAAAAAAAAAGCUUUAAAUGAAAAUGGUUUUACUGAUGUAUGAACAUGAAUAGUUCUGGAAGCAAGUUUUCACUGUUGCUCAUUGUUCAAACUUUUACAACAAAUGCUAAAAAUACCAGCAGCAAUUUCCCCAGAUUUGACCAUUUUUAUGGAAAUUAUGCAGACUAAUUAUAGCACAGUUGUAUCUUUAACACGUCAUGCUGUGCUGACUUCCAGCUGAAUGUACAGAAAGUACAAUUAAAUAACUAAAAGUUUAAUAAAAAUGUGUUUGACUUGA